AUGAUAGAUAGGUUCACGAGAUGGCCAGAAGCCGUACCAAUUCCAGACAUGACAGCACAGACAGUAGCACAAAAAUUUUUUAAGCACUGGAUAGCCAGAUUUGGUUGUCCUGUAAGAAUUACUACUGACCAAUGCAGACAGUUUGAGAGUGAUUUGUUCCAUGCUCUCUCUCAGCUACUAGGAAUUAAAAGGAUCAGAUCUUCUCCUUAUCAUCCUCAGGCCAAUGGCUUGAUCGAAGAGUUCCACCACCCAUUAAAGGCAGCUUUGAAAGCCUACAACACAGAUCAGUGGUCUGCAGCACUGAACACCUUGUUACUCGGAUUCCGGUCCGUCUUCAAAGAGGAUAUACAAGCGACGACUGCUGAGCUGGUAUAUGGCAAGUCUCUGCGACUACCAGCAGAAUUUUUCGAUCCAACACCUGGAGACGCAUCGCCCAAGCAACUCGUGGAGGACUUAAAACGUCAUUUUGCAACGAUGAGACCAGUUCCAACGUCCUGUCAUGGACAAAGAACAGUCUUUGUGCAUCCUCACCUCAACGAGUGCUCACAUGUAUUUGUGAGACAUGACGGUGUACGUAAGCCACAAAAGCACCAUAUGAUGGACCGUGCAAAGUUCUUGUCAGGCGACAGAGAACUUUUGAUCUUGAGAUCAAGGGAACUUCCCAUACCAUAUCCAUAG
Molecule: messenger RNA, 678 nt
Organism: Argiope bruennichi
Lineage: Eukaryota; Metazoa; Arthropoda; Arachnida; Araneae; Araneidae
Product: protein NYNRIN-like
Exons: 1
Coding region: 1-678 (225 amino acids)
Biological process (GO): DNA integration
Molecular function (GO): nucleic acid binding
Source: RefSeq, a predicted model, not a curated record